Molecule: messenger RNA, 799 nt
Organism: Didymodactylos carnosus
Lineage: Eukaryota; Metazoa; Rotifera; Eurotatoria; Philodinida; Philodinidae
Source: the annotation of a GenBank genome assembly
AAAUUGAAGCUUUUGAAGGAAGUAACCAGUGAGAAAAUAGAUUAACUAAAGCACAAUGUGAGCGAAUUGUCUUCUACCGGAUCACUAUCGAAUGUGCCCAGAUGAAACACGUCUUGUAAGACCUUGCGAGAUCUGAUGCUUUCUUGUGAAAUCUUGUACUUUAGUUCCAAAAUACGAAUCAGUUCGGUCAAGUCUCUUUCGAACGCGCUGGAGACAGUUACAAACAUAUCGACCCGCUAAAAAAGAUUUUAUGGUUCCUGAUAAUCUUCAAAAAACACUUGAUGGUCAACGUUUUCUUGCAUUCGAUGUUGAUAUUGGUUCAAGAAUGCUUGGUUUUUGUUCUCAUGAAGGUCUUUUUCGAUUGUCCAUAAGUUAUGGUAUACAGUUAUCGCCUGCUACAAUAAUGACUGAUUUCGAAGAUGGCGCAAUUCAGGCGUUUCAAACACGUUUUCCAAAUGCCAAGUGUUUAGGAUGUCAUUUUCAUUUUUGUAAUUGCCUUUGGAAAAAAGCAGGAAAACUUCAUUUACGCAAUAUAUUAAAUAAUGAUGGUAACAAACAUUUUCUUGCAUCAUUAUUUGCACUGCCACUAAUUCCAAAGGAUCAUAUUCAAUUUAUUUUUGAUGAUUUCCAAUUUAAUGUUCCACAAUAUCUUAAUAUUGUACGUUUUAUAAAAUAUGUAGAAAAAAAUAUAAAUGGUGCAAUUUUUAGUCCAGAUAUAUGGAAUUUAUUCGACUUCAUAGGAUUGCGUACACGUACCAACAAUCCUAUUGAAGAUUAUCAUAAUAAGCAAAACAGGUAA